AUGCAUUUCCCUCAGUCAUGCUCUAACAACCGCAGCACGGAGGGCCAACCCUUUACACAAAUGAUCACAGAUGAUGCCCGCAUUUACCAGGAGCCUCCGGAGAAGUCCAUGAUGUCUUCCUGCUUCUCAUCAGAAGAAAAUGGAGUCAUUGGACAAGACAAGGAGGAGAUUGCCAUCCUCAUGAUGCUUCUGAGUCCUACACCCCAUGCCAGCCUUCAGUGGAAAGCUGGGGCAGGAGGCUACCUGCAGAAUGGCCUAACAAUUAAGGAAGCCUGGAGUCACAGGACCUGGGCUUUUCAUAAACAAAUAACUAGAAAGGUCUCUAAGGAGGGGAGAGGCCAGUUCCUCAUUUCAGCUCCUAUCAGUGUUGCUUGCACUCAGCUGGGCAUGGCCCAUUGUGACAGGUGUAGCACCUGCUGCUCCGAGCGCUCGCCUGGCAGCUCCCUCUGUGCUUCUGCAGACUCUGUGGAUCCUCAGACACUUGUUUAUGGGGAGAAUGAGGAGCUGGUCCCUCCACGAAGCAGCAAUGCACUGAACUUUAUCAGUGCUCGGAACAGACCUCUUCAUUCUUCUCCAGCAAAGUUGAUAUCAACCUCUAAAGCAGCAGCCAGAAAUCACCAAUCUAAAAACCUCACCUUAACUACAGAUUCCACAGUCUGCUAUUCCUCACUAAAUAUGCAACAACCUGCUUGCAAUUCUCUGGAAAAGGGCAAAGAAACCCCAGAAGAAGAACAGAACUUGGGUACAGAAACUGAACAACCCCAGUGUGGUCCAGAGAACAGCAACUUGGACGAUGUGCCCUGGAAGCUUCCUGCCCUUAGCUUCCUGGAGGAGCAGGCGUCAUCCUGCCCCGUGGUGCAGUGCCCAGGCCUUGUACCCUCUCCUCAGCACCCCGCGAGGAGCCUGUCUGAGAGGCACUGUGAGAGUCAGGGCCGGCUUCUCCAGUUUGACAGGCAAGCCCCAGGUCGAAUUUCCACCUCUCCCACUCUGAGGAGGUUAAGGGGCAGUGGCGCUGGGACAUGGAACUCACUGCCUCAGCAAGAAGGCUUGCAGGUGCCCACCUGGGGAAGCUGGGGAGAGCCUGUAGGCGCCACACGUUACCUUUCUAAGAGUCUGCCUGGACACCCUCCACACUCCCUGUCAUCCUGGAGGCUUCGCUCAAAACUUCCUUCAGACCCUGAAUGGACCCCAGAAAUAGCUGACUCAUUCAAGCCCCAGACCAGCCUCACCGACCAGUGCACCCUUCCUGAGCUUCAAUCCACUGACAAGCAGUCUCUUCGCCAGGCCUCUCUUCCAGGGCAAGAAGGCCACUCACCUCCCAGCCCCGUGCUGCGCUGCCCUGGUCCUCAGGGAGAAGAAUCCCAUCCAUCCAGGUUCUAUGAACACAGACGAAGUUCUGUGGUGCUGAACUUACCCGGACUCGAGGUGUUCCCUGGGGACCUUCUGGUGUCAGCUGGGGCUGCGGAUUACCUGUGCCACCCACUUCUGCUGCUGAAUUCAGAAUCCAAAAAGCCAAGAUGGCCUUUCUCCAAGAGAGGACACAGCAAAGACAAACACAAGCAAAUAUCCGAUCUGGAAAACUGUCUCUCCUCUGUGAAGAUUACCAACUUCAGGAACUACGAGUUCUGCGGCUUUAAGGAUAAGACCUGGAAUGAAGUCGUGGAAACACAUCAAAAACUUCCUACUGAUCAAUUAGACUUGAGAAAGCAGCAAGAGGCUGUGUGGGAACUUUUCACGAGUGAAUGCACUUAUUUCUUGGACCAUUUACUAGUCCUUAAGAUGAUCUUCAUGAAUACACUAAAAUAUCUGCAAACGCAUGAAUUUCUCCUGGAUGUGGAUUUAUGGAGACUUUUUGCAAACCUGGAGGAGUUAGCUCAGACAAGCCUUGGUUUUGUGAACAGUCUUUUCAGCCUCAUCAAAGACUACGUAGAUGCUUCUGAGACUUUGACUUCAAUGGAUUUUAUCUCCGUGCUCACAAAGUAUUUCCGCGGGAGCCUCUGUCAGAGCCACCAGACCUACUGCCUGAACUACUCAGCGACUGUCUUUUAUCUUGACAGCCUCAGGCAGAGAGAUGACUUUGGAAUUUAUUUAAAAUGGUGUGAGCAAAAUGAGCAAUGCCGACGUCUCCACCUGCCAGAGCUGCUGGUAGCCCCGCUGCACAGGCUCACACGAUAUCCGCUGUUGCUGAAGAAUAUCUGGAAAAGGAGCACAGACCCUGCUGAGAAAGUCCUGAUCUACUCCAUCAAGGAAAGGGUGGAUAAGUCAAUCCGGGACCUUGAAGGAAAAGUGAAGUGGCUGGACAAUUUCCAAAAAUUUAGACAUCUACAGGAGAUUAUAGUGUGGCCUCCACUUUGGGAUAGAGAUAAAAGGUUUUUCAUUCCAGAGGGUUUGAAACACAUUUUUAAAGAACACAUGGCAGAAAACAUCUUGUCACCAACCAACCGACACCUUCUCUAUGAAGGCAAAUUAACUCUUGCAGAAAGUACGAGAUUCCUAGACGUCUACCUGUUUCUCUUUGAUGAUUUCCUCUUAGUUACCAAAACUAAGCGCAACAAAAAGAAAGUUGGAGGCUCAGACGCUGGUUUACUGUGUCCUUCUCUUACUCCUGAGCUGCAAACCGUAAUAAAAGAGGGCGGUUCGUGUACAGUGCUCGAUCAGCCUAUUCCGCUUGAUAGAUUGGCGGUCAAAAGUAUCGAUCCACUCCACGUAUCAGUCUUUGGGCUGAGAAAUGCUUUUCUUAUACAACAUGAAAACAGAUACCGACAGUGUAUAGCAGCAUUCUUAUUGCAAGCCCAGACGGAAAACAUCAAAAAAACAUGGAUGGUACAAAUAACAACAGCGAUCUCUUGCUUCAUGAAGAGUCAGGAAACCAAGAAAAUCUCUUUAUUCACAUUGCCUGCAGAAUCCUCUGAAAUUUAGGACCUAAAAUAAGUGGCGUACCUUUUUAGAAAUCAGUGCUUAAGGUCUUACUUCAUUACAACUUUUGUAACCCUUAUCUAGAGAUAAGCUAGAAGGAAAUGUGCAUUUUAAAGGAGUUCCAGGAUUUGAGAAUUUGAGCUAGGAAAAUCCUUAGUAUGGAGGAAUAAUGACUGUAACAAAUUCGAACUCUGAGGAAUUUCUUGACAGAUUUAUACUGAUAUUCAGACUACCUUCUAAUGCUUCAUUCAGUCAGCUUUGUAACAGGUUCAAGGGGAGAAUGGUGCUAUUAUAAUUUGUAAAGGGUGAAUAAUCAGAUACAUGGAACAGAAGGAAAACAUCCAUGGCUGUGUCUAAUAUCAACACUAGCACCUUACCGUGUGUCUAUAAAACACUGAAGCCAGUUUUCCUACAUGACUCGUAAACCAGUCUGACCGCUUUCCAGUCCUACCUCAAACACAAAGACAAUUCUUUUGAUACAAAGUUUGAUUACUCUUUUAAUAUGUUAUGCAAUAAAUAAGGUCUCCAUUUUAGUAGCAGCUUUAAAAUUCCUGUUCUCCAACAGUUCACUUAUCUCAGGUAUACUUUACAACACUCUAAGCUGGAAGUAGAAAAUUGCGAAGACUAAAUUCCAUUAUUUUAUUUCAAGACAGAAAAAGUAUCUGUUCUGUUUUCACCAGUUCCCUCCUUCACAUGGGCAAUUUUCAUAAAUAGUAAGGUAUCUUUCUCUUAACUUUGUUUUUUAUAGAAGGAUGGUGUUUGUCAUAAAAAUACUUUCUGGUUUUUUUUUUGUUUUUUUUUUUGU
Molecule: messenger RNA, 3721 nt
Organism: Nycticebus coucang (slow loris)
Lineage: Eukaryota; Metazoa; Chordata; Mammalia; Primates; Lorisidae
Gene: PLEKHG7
Product: pleckstrin homology and RhoGEF domain containing G7
Exons: 20
Coding region: 1-2919 (972 amino acids)
Biological process (GO): Rho protein signal transduction
Molecular function (GO): guanyl-nucleotide exchange factor activity
Source: RefSeq, a predicted model, not a curated record